This is a messenger RNA of Caenorhabditis bovis, 375 nucleotides long. Lineage: Eukaryota; Metazoa; Nematoda; Chromadorea; Rhabditida; Rhabditidae. The record is from the annotation of a GenBank genome assembly.
AUGAGCGCGCACUGUUUUGAUCUUAGCUUGUUCAUUGAUCGGCUGACGAAUCUUCGCAAGUCGGAUGAUCGCGUGAUACUCGAGCUCAACGACACGCUGCCCACGAAAUCUUUUGAUGCGCAGAGCAAGAUUUGUAGGCAACACUGCGGACAGUUUGAUCGGACGAUCAAACAGCUCCAUGAGCAGAGAAAUCAGUUGAUUGAGGAAUGUUUGGCAGUAAAUGCGGCCAAAUUGGAGGAAGCUGAGAGGAACGGCGGGGAUGUGCGAUCGGCGAGACAGGCGGUUCGAUAUAUUCGAAAUGAGAAGGAUGUUGAGGAGAUAGUGGCCGAGAGGACCCGCAAAGCGGUUCAUGACCGAUGUCGGGGAGUUCUGUGA